AUGGAUGGUUUUAGUGUUAUUUGUUUGUUGAUAAUUUUUUUACAAUUAAUAAUAAUUUCAUUGGGUAAUUUUCAUUUUCAAGAUAAACAUCAUUAUCAUCAACAAGCAACGGUUAAUAAUCAGAUUAGUACGGUUAAUCCGCAUGCAUUUAUGAUCAGAAUGCAUGGAUUUUUACCAAUAUUUCUUGGAUCAAUAUUAUUUAUCAGUUUGUUUACCAUAAUGCUUAUAUUUAUGUGGGGCUGUAAUUAUCAUGAUCCAUUAUUAACACAUUCAUCAUUUGAAUUAAGUGUUUCGAAUGAAGAAGGUAGACGAAGACCAAUACGGCCAACAAUAUUAUCAAUAAAAAAUAAAAUGAUUAAAAUGAAACGAAUGAUGAAAACAAAUCAAACAGAUAAUAGUCAAUUAAGUAAUCGAAUGACAACAACAACAAUACCACCAUCAUCAUUAUUAUCUUCAUCUUCAUCUUCAUCAUCAACAGUACAACCACCAUCAUCAACAACAACAACUGAAGCUACAAUAACAUCGACAACAACAAUGUCAAGUAAAGAUUCAUUAUAUGGAUCAACAAACAAAACUAAAAUGGUCUAA
Molecule: messenger RNA, 588 nt
Organism: Dermatophagoides pteronyssinus (European house dust mite)
Lineage: Eukaryota; Metazoa; Arthropoda; Arachnida; Sarcoptiformes; Pyroglyphidae
Source: RefSeq, a predicted model, not a curated record